AACAAAGCUUCAGUUUUUUAUUCUACAAAUUAAACUCAUUCUUCUGCAACUCAUUGUUGAAGUUCAACAAUCAAAUAUGGCAAACCAAUUAUCACCACCCUUUGGCACCCCCAUCAUCGCCCCUCAGUAUUGUGCUCCAGGUCCACAUCCUGUUGAUCUCAUAAUCACAAAGGAAAGGAGUAUAGCAGAUAAUUUCACUGUGACAGACACCAAUGGCAACGUAGUUUUCACCGUUAAGAGCAACAUCGUAAGCAUUGUAAAACCCCGCAAACACAGUUUCAUGUUUGACGCUCAUGGAAACCCCAUUCUUCAUCUUCGCAGAUCGAUUCAGAGUGAUGGUUGGAAAGCAUUCAGAGGCCAAAGUGAAGAAUCUAGGGAUCUCAUAUUUACAAGACACAGAUCCUCGUUGUUUCAGCUAAGGUUGAAAUUCGACGUGUUCUUGGCAAAUAAUGUCACUGAUGUUUGUGACUUCAGGAUCAAAUCAAGUUGGUCUGGACGCUCUUGGGAUGUUUACAUAGGCAAUUCCAACAUUCUUGUUGCCCAGAUAAAUACAAAGCUUGGAACUAUGUUUAGCAGACAGAAGUACAUGGUGUCCGUGUUUCCAAAUAUCGAUCAUGCAUUCAUUGUGGCUCUAAUUCUAACUCUUCAACUUUGAUCGAUCAUGUAUACUUAAAUAUCUCAAUUUCUUCUUUUCUGUAUUCUGUAUUCGAUUAUUUUAAUUUUUUUAAUUGUUUUGACAUUUUUGUAAAUUAUUUAUUAUAUGAAAGUUUUUAUUAAAUGAGUGGCCUCUUAUGUAUUAGUGAGGAAGAAGGAGGGACCUUUAAACUUCAACUUAUUCUCUGUUUAGUUAUUCAAAUAAACAAAAGCACUUAUUUUCCAA
Vigna unguiculata (cowpea) is the source of this 880-nucleotide messenger RNA. RefSeq names its product protein LURP-one-related 15-like. The record is from RefSeq and is a predicted model, not a curated record. NCBI's taxonomy places the organism in Eukaryota, Viridiplantae, Streptophyta, Magnoliopsida, Fabales, Fabaceae.